UUAUUUGAUUAUUGUCACUGGACUCCAACCAUGCACUAUCCCUUCAGACUCUCAUUUCCCAAAUGAGUCAGUCAGAGGAGGCUGAGUGUCCAUUAGGACAUGGUCUAAGACCACAAACCACCUUGUUCCACGUAAAAAGACGGAAACAAAUUCAAAGAGAAGGGGGGACCCUCAAAGUUUUGCUAAGAAACUCAGCAUCUACCGGAUUACUGGCUGAAUGCAAACAAGAAAAGGGGGUAUGAGGGGUCCAGAAGGUUGUCCUAGUUGAGUGGCAAAGGGGAGCUGGUUAGUGGGGAGGAUAAACCAGGAAGAAGACGAAGUAGGCAUUUCAGUGCACUGCAGGAUGGUGUCACCUCUGCCCUGGCUGUACCUUAUUUUAUGGGUAGAAAAUGCCCUUGGGAAACUUGAAGAUGAAGGAAACUUCUACUCAGAGAACAUCAGUCGGAUCCUGGACAACUUGCUUGAAGGCUAUGACAAUCGGCUGCGGCCAGGAUUUGGAGGUGCUGUCACUGAAGUCAAAACAGACAUUUACGUGACCAGUUUUGGGCCUGUGUCAGAUGUGGAGAUGGAGUAUACCAUGGAUGUUUUCUUCCGCCAGACCUGGACUGAUGAAAGGUUGAAGUUUGGGGGGCCAACUGAGAUUUUGAGUUUGAAUAACUUGAUGGUCAGUAAAAUAUGGACACCUGACACUUUUUUCAGGAAUGGCAAAAAAUCAAUUGCUCACAAUAUGACAACUCCUAAUAAACUCUUCAGAAUAAUGCAGAACGGAACCAUUCUAUACACGAUGAGGCUUACCAUCAAUGCUGACUGUCCCAUGAGACUGGUUAACUUCCCUAUGGAUGGGCAUGCUUGUCCACUCAAGUUUGGGAGUUAUGCUUACCCCAAGAGUGAAAUCAUAUAUACAUGGAAAAAAGGACCACUUUACUCAGUUGAAGUCCCAGAAGAAUCUUCAAGCCUCCUCCAGUAUGAUCUGAUUGGACAAACAGUAUCUAGUGAGACAAUUAAAUCUAACACAGGUGAAUAUGUAAUAAUGACAGUUUAUUUCCACCUGCAAAGGAAGAUGGGCUACUUCAUGAUACAGAUAUAUACACCUUGCAUUAUGACCGUCAUUCUUUCCCAGGUGUCUUUCUGGAUUAAUAAGGAGUCUGUCCCAGCCAGAACUGUUUUUGGGAUCACCACUGUUUUAACCAUGACCACUUUAAGCAUCAGUGCCCGACACUCCCUGCCAAAAGUAUCGUAUGCAACAGCCAUGGAUUGGUUCAUAGCUGUUUGCUUUGCUUUCGUCUUCUCUGCUCUUAUUGAGUUCGCAGCUGUCAACUACUUUACGAAUCUUCAGACACAGAAGGCCAAAAGAAAGGCAAAGAUUGCAGCCUCAUCCCCAGUGACAAUAUCAAAAGCGAAUGAACCCUUGGAAGCUGAGAUUGUUUUGCACUCUGAUUCCAAAUAUCAUCUGAAGAAAAGAAUCACCUCUCUGACCUUGCCAAUAGUCCCAUCCCCUGAGGACAACAAAGUCCUCACGAGAGCUCCUAUCUUACCGUCGACACCUGUCACCCCUCCACCACUGUCUCCAGUCUUUGGAGGCACCAGUAAAAUAGACCAGUAUUCUCGGAUUCUCUUCCCAGUUGCAUUUGCAGGAUUCAACCUUGUAUACUGGAUAGUUUAUCUUUCCAAAGAUACAAUGGAAGUGAACAACAGGGUUGAAUAGCUUGCAGCUAGGACACUCUGUAUUAUAUAUGUAUUAUAUAAGUUUUCAUUUUCUAAUUUUUUUAAAAAACAGCAUUGAGACUUGUGUAGAUGCUUUUCUGAAAAUGAAAUCAAAAUUGAAAAUCUGUAACACAUAGCUUUCAGUAAGCAUGUAUGAGUCAAAAAGCAAUAAUAUUACUCCUCAUAAUUGGAAGUUGGAGGUUGCUGAAAACUAUGACUUUCUUGCACAUCAGAGAAAAAAUUUGAUAAGAGAAUAAGAUGAAUUCAAGAUGAAUUUGCCAAACUUUGUCCUUCAUUGUUCAGUAUUUAAAUUGUCACUGCAAAUAACAUUUACCACAAAGCA
Pteropus alecto (black flying fox) is the source of this 2047-nucleotide messenger RNA. RefSeq names its product gamma-aminobutyric acid type A receptor alpha6 subunit (gene GABRA6). Lineage: Eukaryota; Metazoa; Chordata; Mammalia; Chiroptera; Pteropodidae. The transcript is spliced from 9 exons. The coding region runs from base 344 to 1705 and encodes 453 amino acids. Gene Ontology annotation, biological process: chloride transport; gamma-aminobutyric acid signaling pathway; monoatomic ion transmembrane transport. The record is from RefSeq and is a predicted model, not a curated record. Gene Ontology annotation, molecular function: GABA-gated chloride ion channel activity; inhibitory extracellular ligand-gated monoatomic ion channel activity; transmitter-gated monoatomic ion channel activity involved in regulation of postsynaptic membrane potential. Gene Ontology annotation, cellular component: GABA-A receptor complex; postsynapse; dendrite membrane.